GCGAGUCUAUUAAACCAAAGAGCAAUAAGUUGUAUCUGCAUUCCGAAUGGGCCGAGAAUGAGUGCUCGAUUGAGGCCCAUGGAUAUUUCGGGAGAUAAUAAUCUAAUGCAUUGUCGGGCUGAAACAACUGGGCUUUCUUUUGAUGGGCCUAAUGGUUAGGAGUUAGGACGGAGGUCUGACCCGCGUUCUCUCUUUAAAUCAAGUAAGACUCUGGUUAGGGUUUUAGGAAGCCUUCUCCCGCAGCAUAGCUCGUCACUUCAGCCACCUCUGCAACAACCGGGAAAAGGGAGAAGCUCCGCCUCCAACCCACGAAAAUGGUGAAAGGUCGCGAAGGAGAGCGCGUCAGACUCUACGUCCGAGGAACUAUCCUAGGGUACAAGAGGUCCAAGGCAAACCAGUACCCCAACACUUCUCUGAUUCAGAUUGAGGGAGUGAAUACCAAGGAAGAGGUAGCAUGGUAUGCGGGAAAGCGCUUGGCUUAUAUCUACAAGGCUAAGGUGAAGAAGGAUGGCUCGCACUAUCGCUGCAUCUGGGGCAAGGUAUCAAGGCCUCAUGGAAACAGUGGUGUCAUUAGAGCAAAGUUCACGUCCAACCUCCCUCCCAAGUCCAUGGGAGACAGAGUAAGAGUCUUCAUGUACCCCAGCAAUAUCUAAGGUACAUUCAAUUGUCAAUGUCGGGAUUAAGUUGUUUAGUAUAAUGUGGAAUUCAGAUAUGUAACUGUGUCGUCUGAAUUGUUAUUUCAAGAGUAACUCUGCUAUCAACUGUGUGGCUGUGUUUGGUGAAGUGGUUGUCUCACUGAGUCGCAGUUGUCAAUACUGUAAUUGUUUUAACUUGCCUUGGAAAUUGCUGCUUCAGUUGCACUUGGAUGCAUACCUGAUUUCCUUGUACCUUGUUGUCUGAAGUCUUUCUUUUUGCUGUUCCUCAGGUUUUGAAGAAGUUUGCUUGUCUCAGAGGAAACUGCUGUGUACUUGGGUUCUUCGAUCUAAGUUGAGCUUUGAUUUGUCUUGUGCCUUUCUCUUUUUGUUAGAGACAGUUUUGUUCUGUUUAGCAUGGUGGAUAUACGUUGUACACCAUUCCCAUCAAUUCCAGUUUCAGUAAAUCCCCAAUCAGAUGUUCUUGUUUGAAUGCUCGAGUAAUCAAAUCCUCCUUUGAACUCUGUUUAUUUAUAUGUUAUUAUUGUAAAUUCUUUGUUUCGUUCGUCUGAUUUACAACAAUCCUGUAGCUAUUAUUGUGCUCAUGUCAUGGUGGCCUUGAGCUGGAUAAUCUACAGAUUGACAUGACUAGGCUCAUAGCUAAACGCGUUUCUGCUCCAGAUUCCGAUUCCUAGGAUCGAAUUAGUUUGUAGGUUUCCCUGGGUUCUAUCUUGCAUCUCAUUGUGGCUUGACCCUGAAGUAUGAUCUUACCAUAAGAAGCUCGAGAAGUAAUUCACGGCCUGUACCACGAUGAUUGAGAAAUCAUCGUUGUUUGGAUUAUACUCGUCGUUUGGUUCUGUAUUACAUGAGAGUUACAGGUGCAAAUUGAAGGUUGAGAAUCUGUACAUUGAACUGUAAAACAGAAUUGUCAUCGCCCAUAGGUAGUUGUUAUGACGAAUGCGUUGAAAAGUAUAUUUGCUUUCAGUUCAAUGCCGCCAUUUGAAUGUAAUCAAGAUAGGCACUUUGA
Messenger RNA from Linum trigynum, 1659 nucleotides. NCBI's taxonomy places the organism in Eukaryota, Viridiplantae, Streptophyta, Magnoliopsida, Malpighiales, Linaceae. The record is from the annotation of a GenBank genome assembly.